Messenger RNA from Penicillium verrucosum, 2094 nucleotides. Its product is annotated as serine/threonine-protein kinase. Gene Ontology annotation, molecular function: kinesin binding; ATP binding; protein kinase activity. The transcript has 4 exons. The record is from RefSeq and is a predicted model, not a curated record. NCBI's taxonomy places the organism in Eukaryota, Fungi, Ascomycota, Eurotiomycetes, Eurotiales, Aspergillaceae. Gene Ontology annotation, cellular component: kinesin complex; cytoplasm; membrane-bounded organelle. Bases 1 to 2094 code for a protein of 697 amino acids. Gene Ontology annotation, biological process: protein phosphorylation; microtubule-based movement.
AUGGCGUGGAUUUCAGAUCUUAUUCGAGAUUCGAAGCUAGAAACACAUUUCCUUCCGGAUUGUAGAGUGGAGACAGUCCACAGGUUCCAGGAGUCGGACCCAAUUUCUGGACAGCGCCUUGUGACCAGGUCCGAGCAUUGGUGUCGGGAAAAAAGGGUCGGAGGUGGUGGAUCUGGUAGUGUCUGGCUGGAGAAGCGUACUAAAGGUGGCCGGCCAGGUCAAGAUGGCGCGGUCCGAGCAGUCAAACAGAUUGAUAUGGACACGCGCUUUGGGUCUAUCGACUACCACCGUGAGUUGGAGGCAAUUGCCAAGUUCUCGCACCCUCGCUACGAACGAUGCUUCGUCAAGUCAUUUGGAUGGUACGAAGGGCCUAACCAGCUUUUUAUAUCAAUGGAAUACCUUGAGAUCGGUGACCUUUUCACGUAUCUAUAUCCAAAAACGCCAACAUCUCCAUUACCAGAGGCUGAGGCGAGAGAAAUUGCAUACCAGAUUCUCGAUGGUUUGAGUAUGAUGCACCAAAAUGGGUUUGCUCACCGAGACUUAAAACCAAACAAUAUUCUUAUCAAAUCGCAUCCCCCAAACGAGUGGUGGAUCAAGCUCGCGGACUUCGGUAUCACUAAACGUAUCGGAGAAUCAUAUGGGCACUCGACGACGGUAAAGGGCACCCCAAGAUAUUUUGCCCCCGAAAUUUGGGGGUUUGUUGAACCGGGUAGCGCGUAUGCUACUGAUAUCUGGGCUCUUGGAGCGAUUAUAUUUGAAGUCCUCACUAAGAAACCUACGUUUGCUACUGCCGGAUUACUUGCAAAAUACAAAACCCAGCAGGACUUCCCAGUUACUAUGCUUAUCGAUGCUGGUAUCAGUCAAUCGGGUGUCGACUUUGUGCUUUCGCUUAUCUGCUUUGUCAAGCGCGUGGAUACAAUCGCAAAUAAUCCAACCCCUAAGUCCACGAAAAGUAUUGAAUACAAGCCACGAGCCCCUUCUAUAGCUUCGACAAUAACGGAAGAGUUUGCCUCAUGGACUACGAAGAUUUCUCCGGAAGCACCGGAGGGUGUCUUCGGCAUCGAGCCUAGCUCAACCGCCGCAGUGGAUCUGGUAAAUCCUAUCCAAGAGAAGACCACUAUGACACAGAAGAAGAGUAUAUAUUCUUCUGUGCAGACUACAGUACUAGAUGGCACGAAAGAUCAAGACGAGGCCUUUGAGCCACGCCUUAUAGAACCCAAAAGCCAGCAUACGACUAGUGACUCAGUGUAUCGCCUUGAAUCGCACCAAGAGGCGGAAAAUAUGUACCGAGAACUUCUUCGGGAGAGAGAGGAGGUAGGCCAGGACAUUGAAGACACACUCAAUUCUACAUACGUGCUUGGUCUCUCUCUCUUUUCCCAGGGACAGUAUAAAGAGGCGGAGACAAUGCUUCGACGAGCUAUCCAGUGGCAAGAGAAGUCGCUAGGGUUUGACCAUAAGGAUGCCAUCGAUGCUCCACACUGGCUUGGUGAAUCGGUCUUUCGACAGAAACGGUAUAAAGAGGCAGAGACAAUGUUUCGACGAGCUAUUCCGGGACGAGCUAGGGUACUAGGUCAUGAUCAUGAAGACACACUCCAUUCUACGUUUUUGCUUGGUCUCUCGCUUUAUUUCCAGGGGAAAUAUAUUGCGGCCCAAGAUCUUUUCCAACGAAGUCUUCAGGGACGAGGGACGGUGCUAGGUCAUGAUCAUAAAGACACGCUCCAUUGUGCACAAUGGCUUGGUGACUCGAUACUUAACCGGCAUCGGUACAAGGAAGCAGAAACUGAGUUCCGACGAGCUCUUCAAGGGCGAGAGAAGGUACUAGGCCAUGACCAUACAGACACACUCAACUCUAUGUGCGGCCUUGGUCACUCGCUCUUUGGCCAGGGACGGUACAGAGAAGCAGAAGUAAUCUACGGACGAGCUGUUAAGGGGCGAGAAAAGCUACUAGGCCUUGAUCAUCAGGAUGCAAUUAAUGCCAGAACGGCCUUGAAGUUGGCCCACGACUACACGGAUCACCCGCGUCAUGAACCAUCUAGAUCUCUCGUGGCAAGUCUCUUCGGUGGUAUGGGAAAGAGUGCGCAAAGGGACGUAUGA